This is a messenger RNA of Musca vetustissima, 2862 nucleotides long. It is a transcript of the gene NKCC, whose product is annotated as bumetanide-sensitive sodium-(potassium)-chloride cotransporter. Gene Ontology annotation, cellular component: membrane. Gene Ontology annotation, biological process: sodium ion transmembrane transport; cell volume homeostasis; chloride ion homeostasis. The record is from RefSeq and is a predicted model, not a curated record. Bases 1 to 2862 code for a protein of 953 amino acids. Gene Ontology annotation, molecular function: sodium:potassium:chloride symporter activity. The transcript is spliced from 10 exons. Lineage: Eukaryota; Metazoa; Arthropoda; Insecta; Diptera; Muscidae.
AUGGUCUAUACAAUUCAAAUGCCCGAUCCGGCACCCGCCCCCAGUGGGCAUCACAUUAAACUGGGUUGGAUUGUCGGUGUAAUGGUACCAUGUCUGCUGAAUAUCUGGGGUGUUAUGCUGUUCUUGCGUCUCAGUUGGGUUGUGUCCCAAUCGGGUAUUUGGCAAACCUUGGUGAUUAUUGGCAUAUCGGCCACCGUGUGUGUGAUUACAACGUUGUCCCUUUCGGCGAUCAGUACAAAUGGUGAGGUGAAGGGCGGCGGUGUCUAUUUCAUUAUAUCACGUUCCUUGGGUCCGGAGUUUGGUGCUUCCGUUGGUGUGGUCUUUGCCUUUGCCAAUGCGGUGGCGGCAGCCAUGAAUACGAUUGGUUUUUGUAGUUCCCUCAAUGAUUUGCUGAAGGAAAGUGGUUUGAAAAUCAUCGACAACGAUAUCAAUGAUAUCCGUAUCGUUGGUGUUGUUACUAUUUUGGUCUUGAUCGUCAUUUGUUGUGUGGGUAUGGAAUGGGAGACGAAAGCCCAAAAUUUCCUUUUGGUUACCAUUGUUUUGGCCAUAUUCGAUUUCUUGAUUGGUGCCGCAAUUGGUCCGGGUGAUGAUAAAGAGAGCAUUGCCAAGGGUUUUGUGGGCUUUUCAUGGGACACCUUCAAGGAGAAUUUCAAUUCGGAUUACCGUUUCUCGGAGAAGGUUGAUCAGAAUUUCUUCAGCGUCUUUGCCAUUUUCUUCCCCAGUGUAACGGGUAUCCAGGCGGGUGCAAAUAUUUGUGGUGACUUAAAGGAACCGGGAGCAGCCAUUCCCAAGGGUACCUUGUGGGCUUUGUUGAUUUCCAUGAUUUCGUAUGCCGUUUUUGUGUUGUUUGCCGGUGGAGCAGCUGUGCGUGAUGCCUCCGGAAAUGUUAGCGAUUUGAUUAAUGGUACCCUUAUCACUUCGGAAUUGAGCUGUGCUGCCGAUCAUAGUUGUGAAUAUGGUCUGGCGAAUUCAUAUUCCGUGAUGCAGUUGAUGUCGCUGUGGGGUCCCUUGAUUUAUGCCGGCUGCUUCGCGGCCACCUUGAGUACGGCCCUGACGAAUCUGUUGUCGGUGCCACGUCUGGUCCAGGCUUUGGGUAUUGACAAAAUCUAUCCCGGUUUGAUUUUCUUCUCCAAACCCUAUGGCAAACAUGGCGAACCCUAUCGUGGUUAUGUUUUGACAUUCCUCAUUUCCGCUGCCUUUGUCCUGAUUGGUGAACUGAAUGUUAUCGCUCCAUUGAUUUCCACCUUCUAUUUGGCAUCGUAUGCCUUGAUUAAUUUCUGUACCUUCCAUGCGGCCUUUGUUAAGCCCUUAGGUUGGAGGCCCACGUUUAAGUACUACAAUCAAUGGCUUAGCUUGAUCGGUUUUGUCAUGUGCAUUGCGAUUAUGUUUUUAAUCGAUUACAUUUCAUCGCUGAUCACGAUGAUUAUUAUUUUCGCCCUGUAUUUGGUGGUAAUGUAUCGUAAACCCGAGGCGAAUUGGGGUUCCUCAUCGCAGGCUCAACAAUAUAAGGCUGCCGUUACGGCUGUACAUCGCCUGCAAAAUGUUUCCGAUCAUGUCAAGAAUUAUUCACCACAAGUUUUGGUGCUGGCCGGAGAUCCCAAGGAUAGACCACCACUAAUCGAUUUCAGUUAUAUGUUGACGAAACAGAAUUCGCUGCUGUUUGUGGGUAAUGUUGAAACGGUAAGUUUGGGCUACAAAAAUCGCCAACGACAAAUCAAGGAGGGUCAACAAUAUUUGAGUGCCCGCAAAAUCAAGGCCUUCUACAAUAUCAUUGAUGGUUUCAAUAUGGAGGAGGGUGUCAAGGCUCUUAUGAAAUCGACUGGUUUUGGUAAACUGACUCCGAACAUUGUGCUGAUGGGCUAUAAAAGCGAUUGGAUUGAGAGCAGCAAAGAUGAAGUGGAAACCUAUUUCAAUAUUUUAAAUAUGGGAUUUUCAAUGCGUAUGGGUGUGGCCAUAUUGCGUCUACCAACUGGCAUCAAUUUCUCCGAAUUAAAUUCGGAAAUUGUUUAUAGCGGUUCGAAUGGUUUGGGUCACCUCAAUACACCAAAUGGUAAAGGUUUCAGUAAUCUGCUGAUGCCACCAGAAAAUACUGCCUCGGAGCUGUUGCAUGUUGAUUCGAAUUUAAAUUUGGCUGGCAUGGAUAGUGCCCAGUCAUCGUAUACAUUGCCACAACCUCCACCAAUGCCAAAUAUGAGCAGUAAAAAGAAAUACAAUCUGAAACAAGAUGAUAAUGUGGCCUAUAUGACCAGGAAUGGUUCGGAGGUGCCCAAACACAUUUUGGAUGCUGUGACCAUAUUUACACGUAAACAACCAAAGAGUACAAUUGAUGUAUUCUGGUUAUAUGAUGAUGGUGGUCUAACCAUGCUCUUGCCCUACAUCAUUUCCCAGCGUAGCAAUUGGUCGGGCUGCAAACUUCGUGUAUUUGCUCUGAGCAACGGCAAGGAUGAGGAAAAUGAAGAAAAGAACAUGGCCAGUCUAUUGACCAAAUUCCGUAUCAAAUACUCUCAAUUGAUAAUGCUCAAGGGCGUGACAGAUGCACCUCGUAACGACACCAUACUGAAGCAUAAAAAGCUACUCGAUACGUUUAUUACAAAUACCCAAAGUGAUCAGGCGGCUGGCUUAAGCAAUGAUGAAAUUGAAGACAUGCAAGAGAAGACAAAUCGUCAAUUGCGUAUCCACGAAAUGGUUGUGCAGCAUUCGUCGCAGGCUGCCCUCAUUGUUAUGUCACUGCCAAUGCCAAGAAAGGAGGCUAUUUCUGCACCAUUGUAUAUGUCAUGGUUGGAAAUGCUAUCGAGUGAAGUACAGUGUCCCGUACUUAUGGCCAGAGGCAAUCAAACUCCAGUAUUAACUCUCUACUCUUAA